AGUUCAACAUGAUGAUAGUGCUACGUGUCUCUGGCUGUUGAGCAGACGCGGAGCAGACAUCAUGGAUCAGGUAAUGCAGUUCGUUGAGCCAAGUCGGCAGUUUGUGAAAGACUCCAUUCGGCUGGUUAAAAGAUGCACCAAACCUGAUAGAAAAGAAUUCCAGAAGAUUGCCAUGGCAACAGCAAUAGGAUUCGCUAUAAUGGGAUUCAUUGGCUUUUUUGUGAAAUUGAUCCAUAUUCCUAUUAAUAACAUCAUUGUUGGUGGCUGAAUACCUUUUUAGAAAA
Messenger RNA from Bubalus bubalis (water buffalo), 284 nucleotides. RefSeq names its product protein transport protein Sec61 subunit gamma. NCBI's taxonomy places the organism in Eukaryota, Metazoa, Chordata, Mammalia, Artiodactyla, Bovidae. The record is from RefSeq and is a predicted model, not a curated record. Gene Ontology annotation, molecular function: transmembrane protein transporter activity. Gene Ontology annotation, cellular component: membrane; Ssh1 translocon complex. The transcript has a single exon. Gene Ontology annotation, biological process: post-translational protein targeting to membrane, translocation; protein targeting. The coding region runs from base 62 to 268 and encodes 68 amino acids.